Molecule: messenger RNA, 505 nt
Organism: Rubroshorea leprosula
Lineage: Eukaryota; Viridiplantae; Streptophyta; Magnoliopsida; Malvales; Dipterocarpaceae
Source: the annotation of a GenBank genome assembly
CAUGAGUACUUCAGACAAAGGCACCAAUGCAAAUCCCAGCAACUGAUCUUCAAGAUAGUUCCUCACCCUGCUCAUCAUGAAUAUCUCACAUUUGAGGGAGGAUUCAACAGUUCGGACAUUGAGACUUAGGUUUUCAUUGAACACUGGAUUCUUCCCACCACCAUUUAUGAUCUUGGUGGACACUGCAAAUUCAGGAUCACUAGUCAAGCAAAGCUUGGCAUAGACAUCUUGCUUGUGGUAAAUGCAGAUGUUAUGGAUGUCCCUAGCCUGGUGUACGUAAACAUCAAGAACUCCAACGUUUUCCAGGUUAGACAUUACAACUUCCUUUCCGUUAACUUCAGAUCCCUUUGAUAAGCCACCAGACCCAUGAGUGGAAAAAUCGGAUUUCUGCUUCUCAUGCUCAGCUACAACAGAGCUCUUAAAUGGUGACACAACAGACUGAGGAGAAUCCAUGAUAAUACCAAGAAGCUGAACCUGCAAAGCAGAAGAAAUGUCCAUUUAAAAA